This is a messenger RNA of Otolemur garnettii (small-eared galago), 3677 nucleotides long. RefSeq names its product TLR4 interactor with leucine rich repeats (gene TRIL). Gene Ontology annotation, cellular component: postsynaptic density membrane; glutamatergic synapse; plasma membrane. Lineage: Eukaryota; Metazoa; Chordata; Mammalia; Primates; Galagidae. The coding region runs from base 267 to 2705 and encodes 812 amino acids. Gene Ontology annotation, biological process: regulation of axonogenesis; synaptic membrane adhesion; modulation of chemical synaptic transmission. The record is from RefSeq and is a predicted model, not a curated record. Gene Ontology annotation, molecular function: cell-cell adhesion mediator activity. The transcript has a single exon.
UUCGGGGAAGCAGUUUUCUGCAGAAAUGCAACAAGUAGCACCCGGGGCUCACAGAGCGCCCUGCGCCGCCUGACUUGGCAGGGCGAAGCCCGCCUGCAGAGACCCGGGCCAGCCACCGGACAAAGGGCGGAGGAGGGGCUGGACGGCGCAGCGAAGUCCGAAAGAGGCCAUUUAGCGACUCUGGCCAGGCCAAGGGGAAUGCAGAGGAGACACAGAGCCAGCAGGCCAAGAGGACGAUCCGGCCGCAGCACGCAGGGCGGGCGGCGAUGGAGUCUGCCCGGGCCGUGCGCUUUCUGCUGGUGGUGUGCGGCUGCUUUGCGUUCCCGCCGCGGGUCGAACCCGUGUGCCCGGAGCGCUGCGACUGCCAGCACCCCCAGCAUCUCCUGUGCACCAACAGGGGGCUCCGCGCCGUGCCCAAAACCAGCUCGCUGCCAAGCCCACACGACGUGCUGACUUACAGCCUCGGCGGCAACUUCAUAACCAACAUCACUGCCUUCGACUUCCACCGCCUGGGGCAGCUAAGACGGCUGGACUUGCAGUACAACCAGAUCCGCUCUCUCCACCCCAAGACCUUCGAGAAGCUCUCGCGACUGGAGGAGCUCUACCUAGGGAACAACCUCCUGCAGACGCUCGCCCCGGGCACGCUGGCUCCGCUGCGCAAGCUUCGCAUCCUCUAUGCCAAUGGGAAUGAGAUCGGCCGCCUCAGCCGGGGCUCCUUCGAGGGCCUGGAGAGUCUGGUCAAACUGCGGCUGGAUGGAAACACCCUGGGGGCGCUACCAGACGCAGUCUUCGCCCCCCUGAGCAACUUGCUCUAUCUACAUCUGGAAUCCAACCGGAUCCGCUUUUUGGGCAAGAACGCCUUCGCCCACUUGGGCAAGCUGCGCUUCCUCAACCUCUCUGCCAACGAACUGCAGCCCUCCCUGCGCCAUGCGGCCACCUUCGCACCGCUGCGCUCACUGGCCACCCUCAUCCUCUCCGCUAACAGCCUGCAACACCUUGGGCCCCGCGUUUUCCAGCACCUGCCACGCCUAGGCCUACUCUCUCUCAGGGGCAACCAGCUCUCACACCUCGCACCAGAGGCCUUUUGGGGUUUGGAGGCCCUACGCGAGCUGCGCCUGGAGGGCAACAGGCUGAGCCAGCUGCCCACGGCGCUGCUGGAGCCUCUGCACAGCCUGGAGGCGCUGGACCUGAGUGGCAACGAACUGUCCGCCCUGCACCCCGCCACCUUUGGCCGCCUCGGCCGGUUGCGCGAGCUCAGCCUGCGCGACAAUGCCCUCAGUGCUCUCUCCGGGGACAUCUUCGCCGCCAGUCCAGCCCUUUACCGGCUAGAUCUAGACGGUAAUGGCUGGACCUGCGACUGCCGGCUGCGGGGCCUGAAGCGCUGGAUGGGCGACUGGCAUUCACAGGGCCGUCUCCUCACUGUCUUCGUGCAGUGUCGCCAUCCCCCGGCCCUGCGGGGCAAGUACCUGGAUUAUCUGGAUGACCAGCAGCUGCAAAACGGGUCUUGCGUGGAUCCGUCGCCUUCAGCUUCCCCGACCACAGAAGGCAGGCGACAACUCCUACCCACAGCUGCGGGGGAGAUGAUGACACCCCCUGCAGAUGGUCUCACAGAGGAGCUGCUGCCGCAGCCUCAGUCCCAGCAGCGGGGGCGAUUUCUAACUGGGGUGGCCUGGGAUGGGGCCACCAGGGGGCUCGUGGGCAACAGGAGCGCCCUCAGGCUGAGCAGGUGGGGCCCCGGCCUCCAGCAGCCCGGCCCCUCCGUGCCUGCCGCCGCGGGCCUGGGUCCACAUCCCCUGGACCUACACCAGAAGCCCAAGCUGGGACGUCCGACCCGGGCCGAUCCCGCCCACGUGGAGCCCACCCCAACGGCUGCACACGGCUCUGCAACAUCGCCCGCCCGCGAGCCCUGGCAGCGCGUGGCAAAGCAGCGCCUGGCCGCAGAGCAGCAGGACAGUGCCGCUCAGUCCGACGGCGGCGUCAGUCUGCCGCCACUGGUGUCCGACCCUUGCGACUUUAACAAAUUCAUCUUGUGCAACCUGACCGUGGAGGCGGUGGGCGCCGACAGCGCCUCGGUGCGCUGGGCCGUGCGCGAGCACCGCAGUCCCCGGCCGCUGGGCGGCGCGCGCUUCCGCCUGCUCUUCGACCGCUUUGGCCAGCAGCCCAAGUUCCACCGCUUCGUCUACCUGCCCGAGCGCAGCGACUCAGCCACGCUCCGCGAGCUGCGCGGGGACACCCCCUACCUGGUGUGUGUGGAGGGUGUGCUCGGGGGCAGGGUCUGCCCCGUGGCUCCCCGAGACCACUGCGCGGGGCUGGUCACCCUGCCGGAGGCCGGGAGCCGGGGCAGCGUGGACUACCAGCUGUUGACCUUGGCCCUGCUGACCGUCAACGCGCUCCUGGUGCUCCUGGCCUUGGCCGCCUGGGCGUUUCGCUGGCUGCGGAGGAAGCUGCGGGCCAGGCGGAAGGGGGGGGCCCCGGUCCACGUUCGCCACAUGUACUCCACCCGACGGCCCCUGCGCUCCAUGGGCACCGGUGUGUCCGCAGACUUCUCGGGAUUCCAGUCGCACCGGCCGCGCACUACCGUGUGCGCGCUCAGCGAGGCAGACCUCAUUGAGUUUCCCUGCGACCGCUUCAUGGACAGUGCUGGCGGCGGGGCCGGCGGCAGCUUGAGGCGGGAGGACCAUCUCCUGCAGCGAUUUGCAGACUAGGUCCAGGGCCUCCUGGCGUGGUGACCAUCUCACUGGCCUUGAGGAGCCAUCUCUCCGUAGGCCCAUCUCAGGGGAAGACCCUACUUUAUCAAAUCUUCUCCCCACCUUUUGUUAACUUCACUGAGAGGCCAUAGGGGACAGAGGGCCAAUUCGGGAGCCAAAUCCUAAUUCUCAGUACUUACUGAUGAAAUAAAUGGAUAGUACUUGGUGGCCUGGGAAAAGAGGACUCGUGUGCUGGGGUUGGAGAACUUGGCAUAGCUGUGGGAAUGGCUUUUGUAGCAUUGCAGUGCGACAGCCUGUCCUCUUCUGGGGUAGCAAAGGGUGCUUGUGUCCCCAACAUGCCCUGAAAGAGGUUUGGGUGCAUGCUUUUUGUUUGUUCAGUGUCAAACAGAGGGAUUUUGUUUCUAUUUAAGGAAAAAGGAACUUAUUACCAUUACAAAGGAGGCUUGGCAACUGACUCCACUGGUCUGGUGGUCUCUGCCAAGAAGUGUGAUAUAAACAGGUGGUAAAGUUUAACACACUCGCCAAGGAACUCAUAUGUUGGCUGGUAGAGCAUUCAGGAUACCUUAAAGUUUAAAUAAUGAGAUGCAAUUUUUUUUCAACAAUGUGAAGAGCUCUAACAUUUAACAAACUGACCCAUAAACUCAAGGAUUGUUUUCGUUGGACUGAGCUGUUCAACUAUUUUCCUUUUAACAUUAACAGUACAGGAACAUUUGCUGACUUUGAGAAUAACUAAGAUUACAUACUCUCAGGAGAAGGCUGCAUGCAAGACUUCUCUGUCAGGGUUGCUCCUGUGGCUUUUUAAUUUUAUUUUUUCUAAACUUAUAUAUGGAAAAAGGAAAUUUCAAUGCCAGAUUGGAUUAAAGAAUGUAUAUGUAACUGAUGACCCCCUAGGGAACUCCAGCGUUUUAGUUCACUUACCACAUCUGUGACAGUGUGUUUCGAUUGUAAUAAAUGUGAUUGUGGUACUUC